Molecule: messenger RNA, 7513 nt
Organism: Daphnia magna
Lineage: Eukaryota; Metazoa; Arthropoda; Branchiopoda; Diplostraca; Daphniidae
Product: trichohyalin
Exons: 10
Coding region: 201-7046 (2281 amino acids)
Biological process (GO): synaptic transmission, cholinergic; protein localization to cell surface
Cellular component (GO): intracellular membrane-bounded organelle; neuronal cell body; neuron projection
Source: RefSeq, a predicted model, not a curated record
GCUUGAAUAUAGUCGUGCGCAGUUCUCACUGAGGAUCAGUCGCGUUGAUCGAUGCCACAACUGCUGGAUACAAAAGAGGGUGACGCCGAAAAAAUCUCCACGAAGCACAAACGCUCUGCUCGUAUUAUCAGUAUUCUGUCCCCUCUUUGCUAACCGCUCUCAGCAGCUCCCGCAAGAGAGAGAGUGACAGAGUCUCAAACAUGGCGUCGGAGUUCUCUAAAGGCAAAACGCUAGUGGUUUUGGCCAUUGUGAUCGGCUGUUUCGCCAUCCUUUGGCCGAAGAUCUUUUACCCCAUGUUCCAGGCUUCGGUGGCACCGACGACGUUACAGCAGCAGCCGAUCAAAGAGCCAGCAGGUGCUCUAUGCUGUGGCGUGGUGUUCGAGAGCGAUGCCAGCUCGAUGGCCUUCCUGAACGAGUUGUGCAGUCAGGUGUUGAAGAAUCGGGAAGGGAUUUCACCGGACCGGACGCUUUCCCUCUGCCACCACGAGCUGAUGAACAAGUGCGGAAUCGACUUGGAAGAUGUGGUCAAGUCGGACGUGGACGGAGCUGUGGUCGAUCGACGGCUGAGCAGCAAAUUCCACGGUCGCGUUCGAGCGCAGAACCUCACCAGUUGUCUGGAAAUCAACUUUGGCAUCGACGAAAACCUAGUCAGGGCUAAGAAGAGCUACCACAGACCUUCAGAUGUGCUCUAUCCACGACAUAUGCGACCUGAGCGACCUCCCCAUUUGCAUCCGGACAUGAUGCAUCCGGCACUUCGCGAAAAGGGAAGAGUCAUACCACCCACACGCACCAUCGAAAAACAGGCCAAGCCCGGCCCUAUGCCCGGAAUGCGUCCGCCCAUGGGAGGAGCCCCUCACAUUGUUUCGCCUUCCCAAGGAUCCGGUGGCAUGGGCAUCCUAAUGCCGAUCUACACAAUUGGCAUCGUCGUUUUCUUCCUUUACACAAUGAUGAAGAUCAUGUUCAAAAAGCCUGCAUCUGAAGAGGAAACCAUACCUCGCAUUAAAGACUUCCAUAUGGAUGCAGAGCAUCGUAAAUACCUUUUUGCGGAAGAGUAUUGUUCCGGAGUUCCAGGCGCGGUGUCGGAAAUGUCCGUCAAAGAAUAUGCCAUUCUACAGGAACAACAAAGACAAUUGUUGCUUCAAGAGCAGAGAAGGAGUCGCUCCAAAACCCCAGAAGUCUUCGCCAAAAAAGAUGAAGAAUUGAAACCAGUUUUGGAGCACGUAUGUCAAAAGACGGAAGUGGUUGCUGAAGAAAGCGUUAACAAAUCAGAACCAGCUCAAGAGGAAUCUGUAGUGGAAGAAAUUGUAGAGGAGGUGAUCAUCCCGCGUAGCCCCAAAAUGGACACGGAAGGCAAACCGAUUGGUCAAUGGUACCUGCCACCAGGAUUUGCCAGCGGACAUGCUGCAAGCGACGAUGAGAACGAGACGGGUUCUGAUGACAUUGAUCUCAACGACGCCGAUGAACGUUCACUCCGCCUGGCUUUUGCCGCACUCAAAGCCCAGAAGGAGGAGGAAGUGGAUCAACUGCGCCGCCGACUGGAGGAGACUGAACGAGCCAUGGAGCGUAUCUGUCGCCAAAUGGGUGACGUCACUGAUAAACUUUCAACUUCUGCCGUAGCCGACCUUCUCACCCCGCAACUGUCUUCUGAUAAGACUAACGAAGAACUUGCGGAUGAAAACGAUCAAGAAUGCAGACCGGGCCAACUGGAAGAACAAGUUAGUCUGAAUACUCCAGAGGAAGAAAGCAAAGACUUUUCAUUACCCGAAUCGGUGAAGAUCGCUGUGCUUCAGAGCUCGCAAGAGAUCCAAGAUCCAGUUGAAGAGGAGUUUUGCCGAACGUCAACCGCUGAGAGUGAAUCUUUCCUUCGCUCGUUUGUACGCAGAUUGCCAUCUGAAAGGCAGCCAAGUGAAGUGGAAGAAGAAAUUGUGACAGAGAACAUUCUGUCUGCAACUUCUGCACCUGUAGUUGAAACUGUCCAAGAGCAAGAGAGUCAACCUCAAGUUGAAGUAACAGUAGACGAAAAGCUAAUAUCCGAAACCGAAUCCGCUAAAGAAGAAGUCAAAGCACAGGAAGAACCAAUCCACGUUGAAAUCCAAGAAGUGGUUGAAGAGCUAUUGAAAUGUGAAGUUGAGUCUGUUCGAGAGCCGAUACAAGAAGAUGCAGUCGAAGAAAAACCUACGCUGGAAGUCGAAUCUGUCGAGGAGCAUCCGGUCAUGCAAGAGGAAGUAGUAAGUCAGCUCCACACUGAAGCAGAAUCGGAACCUGAGCUUAGACAGCAAGGGCAUGCCAAACCAAAUGAGGGAGAAUGGUGUUUGCAAGCCAGUGAAAUAAAUGAAGAAUCACGAGAACCAGAAAUCGCACCAGAUGACGAACAGAUACAAGACGAGGAAUGCCGGUUACAAGAAAAAGUUCAAGAAACAAUUGUAUCACAAGUGGAGGCUGUACCGGAGUCACCUGUCAUACAAGAGGAAGAAACCAGCCAAUCUUAUGCCGAAGAACCGCAACCAUCGGAUGCAGAAGUCACCUCGGUAGAAGAACAGACGCACGAAGAAGGAGGCCACUUACAAGUUGAAGAAACUGUUAAAAAAACGUUGGCAUCAGAAGUGGAGUCUGUAUCGGAAUCAUCUGCCAUGCAAGAGGACGAAAUUAGCCAAUCUUAUUCCGAAGAAACGAAACAAUCGGAACCAGACGUCACAUCUGUUGAAGAUAAGACACCAGAAGAGGGAUGGCAGUUAAACGUUGAGGAAACUGUUGAAAAAACCGUAGCAUCACAAGUGGAGCUUGUACUGGAGUCCCCUGCCAUACAAGAAGAAGAAAUCAGCCAAUCUUAUGCCGAAGAAACGGAACUUACACAAGAGUUUGCCAAUUCUAAAGAGGAUGAGGACAGCUUGCUGGCUACUGAAGCCAACGAAGAAGUGCUGGAAACCAAGGAGUCCACCCAAGAACUAUUACAGCCAGAGGACUACCAAUUGGUGAACGAUAACACAAUCGAAGAGACGCCCACACCUAAAGCUGAAUCCAACGUCGAAUUUGUUCACGAACAGAUACAUAAGGAUCCACUUCUGACUGAAAAAACUGUUGAAUCUGAACAACAGGUGGAUGAUACGGAAUGCCAGUCGCAAACAGAGCUGGUAGUCGAGGAGAAGACUACACCUGAACCGGAAUCUCAUGUCGAACUUAUUGACCAACAACUUGCCGAGGAAGAAUGUCAAUUAUCGACUGAGAUCGUCGAAAGAAAAACAUCUGAAGAUCAAUAUCCGGUCGCCUUUGAUGAAGAAGAGAUUCAAGACGGCGCAUACCAGUUGCAGUCCGAGAACACUACCGAAGAAAAGUCGACUUGUGAAGCUGAAUCUCUAGUUGAAUCAGUCCAUGAAGAGACACAAGAGGAAUGCCUGUUGUUGACUGAGAAAACAGUCGAAGCCCCAUCUUCAGUUGAUUUGACUGAACAGCAGAUAGAAGAGACGGAAUGUCAGUUGCAGACUGAGUUGAUAGUUUCGGAGAAGACUGUAACUGAACUAGAAUCCCAAGUCGAAAUUGUUGACCAACAGGCUGCUGAGGAACAAGGUCAGUUGCCUACUGACAUCACUAUCGAAGAGAAGACAUCUGAAAAUGAAUCUCCAGUCGUCCUUAGUGAAGAAGAGAUACAUGAGGAAUGCCAGUUGCAGUCUGAUAACGUCAUGGAAGAAAAAUCGGCAUUUGAUGCAGAAUCUCCAACUGAAUUGGGUCAGGAAGAUAUACAAAAGGAAUGUCCGUUGUCAAUUGAGAAAACUAUUGAAGAGCAGCUUACAUCUGAAGCCGAAUUGCCAGUUGAAUUGGCUGAAGAACAGAUGGUAAAGGAAGAAUGCCAGCCGUACACAGAGCUGAUUGUCGAGGAAAAUACUGUUUCUGAACUGAAACCCCCAGUCGAAGUUGACGACGAACAGGUUGCUGAAGAAGAAUGUCAUUUACCAGAUGAGACUGCUGUCGAAACAUCUAAAUCUCUAGUCGAUUCGGUUCAUGGACACGUAGAAGAAGAAGAACGUCAGUCGCAGACUGAGACUACUGUUCAAGAGGAACCCUCAUCUGCUGCUGAAUCCCAGGUAGAAUUUGUUCGAGAGCCAACCCACGAUCAGGAAAAUCAGGUGCAUAUCGAAGAAGCUUUUGAUGAGCAACUUAUUUCUGAAAUUGAAGCUCAAAUCGAGUGUCAUCACGAUCUUGCACAUGAAGAGGAAAAUCAACCUGAAACUAAAGAAAGAGUUGAAGAAUUGAAAUUAUCUAAAGUUGAAUCUGUCCAGCAGACAGUGGCCCACGAUGAAAAUGUUAUCCAAAUUGAAGAAGCAGCUGCGGAGCAAUCAACACCAGAAAUCAAACCUGCCUUCGAACAAUCUUACACACAAGAAGCAGGGCAAAGCCAAUCUUUCGAGGAAACUCCUCAAUCAGAACAGACCCUUGUUCAAGAGCCCUCAGAAGAAAGCAAUUCUGAAGGGGUUGAAACAGUUAAGGAAGCGCUUGUGCCCGUUUCCGAACCAGUUCACGAAUACGUACAAGAGGAAUGUCAGAAGCAAAUUGAGCAGCCUGUCGAAGAGUUGCAAAUGUCAACAGUCGAAUCUGUCCAGGAUGAGGCGGAAAAAGAGGAAGCCGGUCCGACUGAAGAAAUAUUGGACAAGAAACCUGAAAAUGAAUGUGAUCAGGAAAUGUCUAGUAAACAAGAAGAUGAUAAAUUGCAAAUAGAAGAAACAGAAACUAACCAGGAGUUUACCAAUUCAGAAGAGGGAGAAAGCAGCUUGAUGGACGGUGAAACAAUCGAGGAAAUAUUAGAAUCCGAAAUCGAUUCUGUCCGAGAUCUAACUAUUGCCGAAGAUGAACAAACAAAUAUUGAAGAUAUUACUGAAGAUGGCUUGGAAGUCGAAACAGAUUUUGUUGCUGAAAUACCUGAAAUGCCAAAAGACGAAACUCCGAAUAAAGUUGAAGAAGUUUCCCAAGUCGAAGGGGUUCCAGAAAGACAAGUAGAACCUAUUUUGCAAUCAACGGACGUAGUGCUACAGGAAAGCCAACAGAAAGUUGAAGAAAUUGUCAUUGCUACUCCUUGUAGUAAACUUAAACUCCAGGAAGCCAAUGCAUCUAACGUUCGUCAAGGAUCAGAGGAACGAAAAAUGACCGUAAACGUCUGUGGCAUGGACGUUACAGCGUGCAUGGAAGACUGCGGAAAGAUGCCGACUGGUUUGCUGCCUAAAGUAACAGAAAAACACCACGUAGUUAAACACGAGCCCCAUGACAUGGACAGAGUCAUUUCCGUAUUUCUGGAUACAGCCAUCAGACCAGACAGCCAUCUGGUGGUCUCCGAGGCUGAAUGUUCCGCCGAAAUUGUUCCUCCAGAGCAGCUGGAUCUCGACGAAAACGAGUACGAAACGAGUCCGGUUGUCUUGUCAGGAAAGAUGACGCUUUCUGUGAUCGGAAUGGAACUGAACGCAGAAUCUCCAGAACUUCAAGAAGAACCGCUUUACACCGUCGAGGAACCUGAUGCAGCUCCCCGUGUUCGGUUUUCCGAGCCGACUGACAGAAUCUUUUUGAUACCAGUCGAUCCGGAGGAAGAGUUGAUUCCAGAUGACUCAUAUUCACGACAGGACGAAUUUAGAACAGAAGAAGAGGACGAGCAGAUUGAAAAUCCAUCCGUAGCGUAUCGGCCUCCUACACCCCCUCUUCAGCAUCUGGAUGAUAACGGUGAUACAGAAUUUUUAACUUAUGAACAGCUAGAAGAAGUUGGUGAGGUGGAUGUCUCUGCUGAGGAAAUUGAAAAAGAAUAUCAUCAGGAAAUUCCAGUUCCGGAAACACCCGUUCCCGAAACUUCGAUGGAAGAGACAACGGAAAUAUUGGACACUGUUCGUUCAGAAGAUUCAACUUUACUUGAGACUGAAUUACCGGUAGGAGUUGACCAAUCUUUGAUAGACGCAGUGGAGUCACAAAUCAUUUCAGCCGAAGAAAAGGAAGCUUUAGAGGAAAGCAAAAUUCACGUUUCAGACGUGUCUAAUUAUGUUGAGAACGCUGAAGCUAUUCCAGCCGUCGACGAACACAUCAGCAUAGGACAGAUGGUGGAAAAAAUUAGGGUGGCUAUGGAGGAAUCUUCGCCUAUAACUGUGGAUGUCGUGUCGUCGGUGGAAGAAUCCGUACAGACCAAAUAUACCGAAGACGAAUCAUUCGUGUCAUCAAAUGAUGUCACGUUUGAGCAAGACCCAACAGUUGACGAAUGCGUUCCAACGAAGACUACCAAACCGGGACGAUCCAUACAGAGUGCUCUUGAUGAAAUGGUGGAUUCCAUCAUUACAGAAUCCAUAGCAGAUUCCGUUGUCGAGUCUCUUCGCAGAGAAGAAUGUGAUACGUUGACUGAGAAUGUCAACACCAGUUCGGAAAAUCCGGAAGAUGUAACCGGAUCGCCAUCGGCAAAGACAGAUAAACUGCUGGAUUCAGAAACAGAAAAAGCCCUCCUCGAUGCAGACCAUCAAAUCUUAUCUACAUCAGACUCGGUUGCAGAAGCAGAUGAUUUCGAGCGAAAUCGUGAAGUGGGAGAAAUGGAACACGCUCUGGAACAGAUUGAAGUGAGCCUACACAAAGCGGAACAAUCAAGGCAAAUGGAAGAAGAGGAGGUGAAAAAUGUACCCAACCAAACGGAGGGGUAUAGCGAAGACGUUGAAUCGGAGCCAUCAAUUAGCGGCUUUAUCAUUCGUGAAGAUUUCCCGGAAGAGGACGAAACACAGCCCAUGACUGAAGAAGAGAUCCUGCAAGCUCGGCAGGAAAUUGAAGAGAUCAAGAAACUAUUGGCCGAUGUUUCCUCUGGGGUAGUCCACCAAUCCCAAGUAUCAACUGGAUCUUCGAACAUCGUCACAGAAUUGGCUUAUGCUAUGGCUGAAGAAGCUGCUUCAGCAGCUGCUGCAAGCAAAGGGUCAUCACCUGAUAUGGAUGAAUACGAAGUCAUUCAGUCAACCAGACCAGCAGAAUCCUCAGAAACUUCACUCGCGGCAGCAGGUGCCAUCGCAUCAGAAAAACCCACUUCCACAAACAACGACAGUUAAGACAUUAACAUUUAAACAUCAGGAGCAUUCAUCCGACAAAAUCACGAGAUCGAACACCUCGAACGAUAAUAUUUGGUCAAUUCCUCUUGUUACCUGUAAAAAAGUAAAGAUCAAUUUCAGAGAACUUUUAUUGUAGCUGUGCAGAUAUUUUUAGCUCCAGGUAGCUGAGAGGAAAGUGGUCAUCAAAAAUCCAAAUCAACUUCUUAUUUUCUCACACACGCCUUAAAGUCUUGUUUGUAAUCGAGGCAGUUAUCCUGACGAGCUCUUCCCUUCGUAAGAAACUGGUCUCCUCUUCUCUUCAAAAACUUCCUUGUCUUGUGUUAUCCCACCGCAGUUACUGUCCUGAUAUUUUAAAUGAUUCUAAGUAUUUACGUCUGCUUUUUGACCUUUUUUCUUCCUGUACGAGUUCGUCAGUAGAAAUUAGAUUUCUAUGGUGUGAGACAACCAAUACAAUCAAGGUAAAGAUA